AUGGAUGAAGAAGAUCUUCUGGAUCUGGGCUGUCAGGUUCUGCCAUGGAUCAGCAACCAGGCCAUUGUCAUAGGACAGCAGACUCGGAAUAACGCCUAUGGUAGACUAGGAUGCGAGUUGUUCCUGCUAUCCCAGCAGAUAGCAUCAAUCAGUGAAACAGCAGCUCCGCGGCAAAGGCUAUUGAAAAUAUUUGAGAUCGUCAACAAAGCAUGUUCAAGGUCGUUGACCGAGGCAGAGCGAUACCGACCUUUGAAGAGAAUUCGAGCUCAUAAGGACUCCACGACCAGAGUAAGAGAGAACUUGAUUAAAGAGACACAAGCGAACCUGGUGAAUUUUGUCUUUCAAAGCCCGGAAUACCACACCCUUCUACGCCUUAUCAAGGAUUGCUCAACGGUGGACGAAACCGAUCUGUUGUCCAUGGAGGAGAGAUACGAAGAUGACGGUGAUAUUGGUUAUCCGGGAUACUUAAAUGAAACACUCCACACGCAAUUACAGACAUAUGUUACAUGUCACUGCCUUACGGGUCACCUGGAGUGGACGCGGGUGCGACUAAGUACCGACAGACAAAACGGAGAUGAAGAUGUUUCAUUUGAAGUCAUCUUUAAAGCCAACAAUCCUCCUCAGGAACAUCCCCAACCAUUUGUGCAGUGGAAGGAGUCAGUUGUGAAAGUACCAAGGUGA
Messenger RNA from Penicillium waksmanii, 681 nucleotides. RefSeq lists its product as uncharacterized. The record is from RefSeq and is a predicted model, not a curated record. The coding region runs from base 1 to 681 and encodes 226 amino acids. Lineage: Eukaryota; Fungi; Ascomycota; Eurotiomycetes; Eurotiales; Aspergillaceae. The transcript has 2 exons.